Messenger RNA from Chara braunii, 2070 nucleotides. Lineage: Eukaryota; Viridiplantae; Streptophyta; Charophyceae; Charales; Characeae. The record is from the annotation of a GenBank genome assembly.
CGUCUUCCCGUAGUCUCUUCAGCGAUCUGGCGCCCUUCCGACUCUCAAGCUUUUCACCCAAGAUUGGCUACUGGCUCUAUUCCCCGUAGGCAGCCAGCAAGGCAACCAGACGAGGAGAGUGUCGGAACGCAAUUGGAGCGGGAGUCGAGAGCGAGAGUUGCGUGGAGAGGGGGCGAGGAGGGUGUUCCUCGCGCGAGCCAACGUCGAGCGCGGCAGCAAACCUAUCCUGUUUGUAGAGGGCGCUACCGUCGCAGGAACAGGAACAGGGUAGGUCAGCGAAGAUGAUCGACGACGAAGGGCUGGGCAUGUUCGCCAACAUCCUGGGCAUCUUGAUCUUCCUUCUGGUGGUGGCCUACCACUACGUGGUGGCCGACCCCAAGUACGAUAAGUAAGCUGGAGGAAGAAGACGGAGAUGGAGAUGGAGAUGGAGAGGAAGGAAAUGACGAAAGGAGAUGGAGAUGGAGAUGGAGAGGAAGGAAAUGACGAAAGGAGAUGGAGAUGGAGAUGGAGAUGGAGAGGAAGGAAAUGGCGAAAGGAGGUGGAGAUGGAGGUGGAGAUGGAGAGGAAGGAAAUGGCGCGACCGUAAGCAACGCUGACGAUGAAGACGGAGAUGCAGAGAGGGAGAAGACGGAGAUGGCGCGAGUUUUUAGCCGUCAAGCACUGGAGGACAGGAAUUAGAACAACCAAGGGGAAGCGAAGGGCGUGUGAUUAUGAUCUGGGAAUCGUAUCGGGAUUGGAACAUGCGACUAGGGAUCUUAAUCUCCGACCUACUGGGGAGCCUAAUCUGCGAUAGCGGAGGGAGUUGUGAAACUGCAACCUGGGAUCUUAAGCUGCGACUGCCGAUCUUAAGCUGCGACUGCGGAUCUUACGCUGCGAUCUGGGAUCUUACGCGGCGACCUGGGAUCUUAAGCUGCUACCUGAGAUAAAGAGUUGCGACCUGGGAUCUUAAGUUGCGACCUGGGAUCUUAAGCUGCGACCUGGGAUCUUAAGCUAUACUGGAGAGUCACCCUCUUUUACUAUUUUGCCCUGUUGCCUGCUCUUUCUGCUCGGGGGAUUAUCUAGUACUUGCUGCAGACUGCUGCAGACGAACCUGGUCUCCGUUUGUGGUAGAGAAAAGGAAGGCUUCCGGCUUCCUUUCACUCGGGGUUUAAACCUUGGCCUUUUUAACUGAAGACUUCGGGCUUUUCCUUUCACUCGGGGUUUGAACCCCGCCCUUUUUAACGGUCGUCGGCGAAGAUGGAAAGUACAUGUCCAUGUCAUCGAAUUUCUGUCAUCCCAUUUGAUGCAAUCGGAUGAUUAAUGGAUUCUAUUUCCAUACCCUCACCCACACUCGCUCCCUCUCCUCCGCCCUCGGUCUUCCACCCCCCCCGCCUUCCCCCGUUUCCCCCCUGUCGUCCCCUUCGUCUCCUGCCUAUUGUUUAUUGUCUUGCCAUUCUGAAACAUCGCCGGUGGUUGUCGAUGAACGAUUAUGCUUUUCGCUUGCGCCUUCCACGUCGGUUGCUCAGCUCCUCGGGUGCCAAAAAAAAAAAAAGAAAAAAGAAAAAAGAAAAGAAGGUUCCUAUAGGGAGGAGAUGUAGCUGUGUACUGUUCACGCACAUAUUCUCCGAGUGCUUGACGGUGUCACGUUUUCGAGGGUCUUGCUAUUGAGUGGUUUUGGUGCUAGGCCUUGGAAUCUUGAGGAGGGAUGGCCGUUCGAUAUAUCUAGCAAUCUUGAGGAGGAGGGAUGGCGGCUCAUUGAUCGCUCGGUAGAUCGCUCGAUUAGGUGGUCGAUCGAUCGAUUGAUGGAUCGAUCAGUCGCUUGAUUGAUUGAUUGAUUGAUUGAUUGAUUGAUCAGAAGGGGAGGGCAACGAAGUAGCGGAGGGCGUGUCGAGGGCGAUUGAUUGAUUGAUUGGUUGGUUGGUUAAUUAGUUGGUCGGUAGGGGAAGAUAAAGAAGAAGCGGCGGGCGUGUCGAGGGGGUCUAGCUAUCGGAGAGAGAAGUGUUAUUUUUCUUCACCCAUUUAAGGAUUUUGCAGAUGUUUUUGGCCUCACUCAAUGUCUUUUUGUUUUAUAAAUGAACUACGCCAAUUCUU